This is a messenger RNA of Chaetomium strumarium, 334 nucleotides long. RefSeq lists its product as uncharacterized. The transcript has 2 exons. Bases 100 to 285 code for a protein of 61 amino acids. NCBI's taxonomy places the organism in Eukaryota, Fungi, Ascomycota, Sordariomycetes, Sordariales, Chaetomiaceae. The record is from RefSeq and is a predicted model, not a curated record.
CAAGACGAGACUCACGAUCCCCAAAGACGUGACGGCCGCCCUUCCACUUCCACUACACCAUGGUUCAGUUGGUUCAGUUCUACAGCAAGCCAACAGACCAUGAUUAUGCGAGUUGCCGGAACUUGUAAUCAACGAAUGCCGUUGACCCGCGGCUCCGAAGACGCACUUUCACAUUCAGUUCCGUACAACAAGCACUUGACUGGAACGACUCGCUAUGCUUCGAUCAACACUCACCUUGGUGUUGAGCAGUGCUGUCCUGACGACAUGGAGUCUCUUGGCCACUAAUCCCCGUUCACUUCUUCUUGGUCGAGCGGCACAGGGCCGCCACCGUCCA